This is a messenger RNA of Suillus paluster, 1398 nucleotides long. RefSeq lists its product as uncharacterized. Bases 1 to 1398 code for a protein of 465 amino acids. The transcript is spliced from 9 exons. NCBI's taxonomy places the organism in Eukaryota, Fungi, Basidiomycota, Agaricomycetes, Boletales, Suillaceae. The record is from RefSeq and is a predicted model, not a curated record.
AUGUUCAAAGGUCAGACCGUACCAGUCACAUCGUCCGAGGACCAAAAUGUCGAGUUAGGAAAGGCAGUAGACGCAAGGCAUAGGAAGAGCGGUAAAGCGGCUGUGAACUCGAUGACCAAAUCGAUCACAAAGCUGAUGGGAAGUAAAGCGAAGGGUACACGAGUGCACAGCGAGGUUGAGGUGUUCUCAAAAAUGAUGUACAAAGACAACGUACAAGAGAUGGUGAAGAAGGAAAUCGAGGCAGGUGCCCUGGUCACGAAAGAAGAAAAACUCCGAGGCUUGAAGGAGCUUACUAGGAAGGUGUAUGAUGCUUCUAGUGAGGAGGUUCGCGCUUUGUGUAAAGCAAAAGUACAAGAAGAACGAGACUCCAAGGCUCAAGUUAUCCUUGGGGGACUUAAAGGGGGAGGUGGCGUGUGUCCUACGAAUGAGCAGGCACUCGAAGAAUGCACUGGUCCUAUCUCACAAUUUCUGCAGGCUAUCCAGCACAUGACAGGUUUUGAAUGGACUGUCAUUGGUGCGGGCCCUGAUCCUCGCCUGGAUGGUAAACUUAAUGCACUCACUUACCACACUGGCGUCAAUCAUGCAGGCAGGAAUUGGCAUGAAUCUACACCCGACCUUGUUGAACUGUCACCUCAAUCCUUACUUGGAGUUUGUCGGUACCAUUUUCCUCGGAACAUGUUAGGAAGACACGCGUGCCUCAAUUAUGUGCCUCCAAGUCCUCCAAGGGAUCCGACUCCAGACUCGAACACUGCUGUCAUUCCACUCACAACAGACCUCAAUCAAAUGCAGGGCCUUUUCUUGACUGGGGCUCAGCUUACGGGCCUCCCUAUGGAAGCACUCCUCCCUGCACAUCCUGACGCCAUCUUAUCUCAUAAUGCCUCAGAGAUUUCGGCUGCAACCCCUCACCUUCCCAGCAUCCCAUCCUGGUGUCAUGGUACCAGUCUGAUUCAGCCUCCACCAAUCAUGCUGAGGACAAUGUCUCUACUGCCACUGUACCUGACUGCUAGUCAUCACUCGGAAAAACGGGCUGCUGGCGUGGACUUGCCAGCAGUAGAUCCUGGGUUGAUUUUUGAUGAGCAUCCGGCGCAAGCACCCACACCCACACCGACCGCAGACGAGCGCACAUCCACUUGCACUUACCAGCACCAACCCAAGCCGCCUGCUGCAACCCCUGCACUGACUAUGGACGAGCCUCUGAAACGAGCUGACGCACCUCCACCGACUGUGGACGAACACAUAUCCAGCACCGCCAGUGCACCGAGAAAGACGGGGCGUGUUAGACAAGCUACCACGCGUCUUACACAGGCAAACAACAUCGGAGAGGUCAAAGUGAAACGCAAGGCUGCUACAAUUGUGGGGGACUCGGCAUGCCCCUCUUCAAAGAGACGAAAAUCAUAG